Molecule: messenger RNA, 3941 nt
Organism: Xiphias gladius (swordfish)
Lineage: Eukaryota; Metazoa; Chordata; Actinopteri; Istiophoriformes; Xiphiidae
Gene: acer3
Product: alkaline ceramidase 3
Exons: 11
Coding region: 7-810 (267 amino acids)
Biological process (GO): phytosphingosine biosynthetic process; ceramide metabolic process
Cellular component (GO): endoplasmic reticulum membrane
Source: RefSeq, a predicted model, not a curated record
UCCAUCAUGGCUCCCUCGAUAGACAGACAAGGAUACUGGGGGCGGCCGACCUCGACGCUGGACUGGUGCGAAGAAAAUUAUGUCGUCUCUUUUUACAUCGCGGAAUUUUGGAAUACUGUCAGCAACCUGAUUAUGAUUCUUCCUCCCAUUUGUGGGGCCAUUCAGACGUUUCGUGACGGCCUCGAGUUUCGCUACAUCUGCUCUUUCCUCGGACUAGCAGCCGUUGGUGUUGGUUCCUGGUGCUUCCACAUGACGCUUUUAUAUGAGAUGCAGCUGCUGGACGAGUUGCCAAUGAUUUACAGUACAUGCGUCUUUGUCUACUGUCUAUAUGAGUGCUUCAAACAAGAGAACAGCAUUAGUUUAUUUCCUAUUGCAUUAUUAUUCAUCUUCAGUGUCUCAGUCACUGUGGUAUACUUACAGUGGAAGGAGCCAGUGUUUCACCAGGUCAUGUACGGUGCUCUAGUAGCUUGCCUCGUCAUGCGAUCCAUCUUCAUUGUUACGUGGGUGUACCCGUGGCUCAGACCGCUGUGUUACACCUCCUUAGGUAUCUUUAUGUUAGGUUUCCUACUGUGGAACAUUGACAAUAUCUUCUGUGACUCAUUGAGAGCCAGUAGACAAACACUGCCCCCUGGUGUUGGAGUAGUAACACAAUUCCAUGCCUGGUGGCACAUCUUCACAGGCUUGGGAUCCUACCUGCACAUACUUCUCAGCCUUCAAAUCAGGUCAACCUACCUCAAGUACAGACCAAAAGUAAAGUUUCUGUGUGGAGUUUGGCCCACAUUGCACAUUGAACCACAGAAGACGAGCUGAAGUAAAGGGAUGGGUACCAGCUGAAGGAUGGUGACUGCCAUAUCCCAACACCAUCGCGCAGGGACCUGCCAAUGCCCUCUGCUGGGAACUCAGCCCACAUGCAGGGGGCAGGUGGACCCCAAGACACCACCCCAGGGAGCCCUUGGUUCUGCACUGUGGCGAUUUACUAAGUACAGUAUAGCACUGAUUCCUGUUUUAAGAAAUGGAAGAUUUUUCUCAGCAAUCAUAAUUUAUUAGACUAGCUUUUCUGUAACUUUACUGAAAUGUAAUCAUUUCAUUUGCUCCUUCAUUAGUAGUCCACUGCAGUGAUAACUGUUGAAGGGGUUAUGGAUGUUCGCUUGAUUAGGGUUUGGGACAAGGGAAAACUGUCAUUAAUUCCGCAUUCACAUUGGCAUAUUUAUCGUUGUAUAUUCGAUUCUGUCAGACUUUGAACCUCCUAAGCUUGAAGCUAUUUAAAUAGAUCCUUAAACUAAUGUAUUAAGAAGACUAAUGCUUAUGUGUAGUUUUACAAGUGGCUGGGGGAGCUGUGCUUACAACUCCAGUGUUGUCAUAUCCCUCUUCAAGGAGUAUCAUAUUGUUCUUGGAUAUGCUUGCUACAUAUGGGAUAGUAACCACCAGCUGGAAAGUGAAAGUGGUACUGUGUUAUUGUAGCUCAGCUUUCUUGACUAGAAGAUCCUUAUUCAUUUGUUUGGCCAGCCUUAAUUUUUUACUUGAAAUGUUCCUAUCAAAACAUGGCAAGAAUGGUAUUAUUAAUUUCUUUUUUGAUGUUGUUGCCAAAGUUGCUCUGGGUGUUUGAAAUGUUCAUGUUUUACCUCACUAUAAACAAACAAGAAAUGCAGUGCUUACAUAUAGUUUUGUUACAAAACAUCAUUACACUGAGUUUUAAUUUUGUUGAAGACUGGGAUAAACAUUGCCCAGUCAUACAGAGCUAGUUGGACCAUUCUUUACAUCUCAAGGCUUUCUGGACACUUACAAUGCUUUCACAGUUGUUUCAAGUGAUACACCACAAUUUGUGGUCUGUGAAGGACGAGGACUUGAGAGCCACCUUUCAAGCACACAGGGGUUUUGUGAUGGGUGUUUAGGGCUUGUUUAGUUUAGAGACCACUUUUUUGGAAUUGACCAGCAUCUCGAGGGUGUAAUUAGGCACAAAUAAUGCAAACAUAGAGAAAUAUCACUGGAAAUACACUAAGUCAAUGUGCCUGUCAUCUAUCUCCAGCCAUUAUCAGUGGCCAGAUUACUGCAGCUGAUUUGUUCAGUUAGCAUCGAGGGCAGUAACAGUAAAAUGCUAAUAGUUGAAACCCAGCUAACUAAGCCAGCUAACAAAGAAUACCUGUUAAAGAAACACAUUUACUACUUGUAAUUGUACAUAUUCAGUCAAAGCACCGAUUGAAUGAAUGGAACAUAUCUGAAUGGGGAAAUAGACACAGCCAGUUCUGAUUAGUGUUUUUCUUCCUGCUUCCUUAAUAUCUGUUGCAAUGGUAAACAGUAAUGUGCCCCCUUCAUAUGAAACAAUACUUUACUUCGUUUAAGUCAGAAGUUUUGAAAUCCCUUUAUCUACAGGUACUUAAGACUUCAACGUCUCUCCACAGUACUACUACAUUUUAUUUAUUACUCUGUUAUUUAUUAGUCCCUUUCUCUUUAUUUAUUGACACCAUUGCAUCUAGAUGACGAGUCAGAUGGUACAUACAUACCUUGCAGAGUAAUAUCUUUGUGAAGCAGUUUAUGAUACAACCACUAGGUGGCAGAAAUUUCCAGCUUAUUUCAGACAUUGCCAAGCAUGCCAUAGUGCACUGAAAAACUAUCUACCUACUGUAAAACGCUUAGGUUCUUUGCCUCAGUUUUCAUGUACUGGAUCUGUGGUGUUAAAUGAAGGGCUCAUUAUUUACCGUAUUUGUUUUGCUACUGUGAAAUCGUGGAUAUGUAAUGGUAACAAUAGAACCUGGAGUAACCGAUAAACUGGAAGAUGCACAACAUUAGUGUCGUAUUGAGGUAUCUGCAUUUGUGUGGCCUCCUAAACUGCUGUGUGCUCUGUCAUUUCCUGAGACAACACAGCUUUCAUUAUGCAUACACACUGUGUAACUAACUCUAAUAUGCUUGGGUAUAACAACUGCUUCAACCCAGUGUUACAAACAUUCAUAAGCACAUAAGUAUAAUCAGUGAAAGACAUGUAUUAACGUCGCUCAUGUAUGUUUGGAACCUUCAGUGUAUGUUAUUACUGUUCAUCAGUAGAAGUGAGCAGUUGUCAAAGAGGGUGCCUUAUUGUUAUCCUUGCAGUGUAAUCCAAGUUGCCUUGAUGUUUGUGAUAAACCUUUCAAGUUGUCCCUCCUGUUUUUCCAAUGUGCCCUUCCCCCAAUUAUUAGCAGUUAAAGCAUCAGGAGGACGAACAGUAACAGCUUCUGAUGCAAAGUCUGUGCCUGAUUCUUUGGCCUACCGUUCAUGUCGUGUGUCCAUCAACUUAGUGACAGGUUGUUCUAAUAAUGUUAACUGUAGCUGAAAGUGAUAAUACUUACUUGUUGAGGCCAGAAGAGCAAAUUUUCGUUGAACUUUGGUCAUGUGCCAGUUUUUAAUGAUGCCCUGUAUUGUCAAAUAAAAGAAAAUGUGUCAGACGCUGUAUUUCAUUUCAUGUUUAUAAGAUGUUGAUUCUUUUCUGCUCAUACCAGCCAACUACAACAAAUGGAUGCAAUUUGAGUAUGACACAGAAGGCUGCAGUGUCAACAACCAUUGAAAUGCUAACAUAUAACUCAUGAAUCCUUUGGCAUAGCCUCAUAUUAUUAUACAUGAUGUUAUUAUUCAUACAACUUGAAGGUGUGGCAAUUGUUUACUGGCAGUGGCACAAACACACUGCACACUACUGGCACUGGCAUUCUUCCAUAACACUCCUCAGACUGAUAUUGAUAAGGGUAGUUUUCCUGACUGAGAGUCAUGCUUGACGUACAGCAUUACUCUGCAACCCACUCACCACACAGUGCAACCCACUCUAUGUAGAGGUUCACGAAACUGUGAGUAAUUUCAGGAAAUACUGUUUUAAAACUUUUGAUCCUUCCCCCUCCCUGCUGUUCUUUCUUUUCCUAACAUUGUAGUCACCUGUUUGAUUUCUUCCAGCAGUGGAAGUAAAUGAAGCCACGAAGGUU